This is a messenger RNA of Dicentrarchus labrax (European seabass), 4442 nucleotides long. It is a transcript of the gene gstcd, whose product is annotated as glutathione S-transferase, C-terminal domain containing. The transcript has 12 exons. NCBI's taxonomy places the organism in Eukaryota, Metazoa, Chordata, Actinopteri, Moronidae. The coding region runs from base 134 to 2089 and encodes 651 amino acids. The record is from RefSeq and is a predicted model, not a curated record.
UGGAGCUUAGCUUAGCUUUCGAGCAAGGAAAGAAGAAGCAACACUGGGCUAGGAAGCGUGUACCAUAACAACGUGGUUUUAUUGAAAUUGCCGGUGUACAUGUCCACAUUACGAAAGCUGUUUAGUAUUUACCAUGAAGCACUCAGAGGUGAAGCAACAGCAUCCCUCCCUAUAUCUAGAAGUCUGUUUCCAAAAUGAGGAGCCGCGUCUUCCGCUGCACACCUCCAUCGCCCUGUUCCUCCUGUCCUACUGCGAGUGCAAGUCUUUUAAAGUUUGCCUGGUCUUCACAAAACGUGCCAGCUCCCAGUCACUGAAGAGUCAGCUACCAGAGGCUCUGGAGCUGUCUGUCACUCAGUUGGAGGACCUGCCCCAGUUGGUGAGAGGCUGCCGUCUGCCUGCUGUUCUGGAUGAAACUGGGAAGCUCUGCAGGGCAGGGCUGGCAGUAGUCCUGAGACACAUCAUCAACAAGACCUUAGAGGCUGACCCCUUUAGAAAGGAUGUGUUGGCACUGCUGGGAUUCAAGAAGACCUGUCUGAAAGCCUGUGCUGAGGUGAGCAAGUGGACCAGACUGUGUGAAAUCGGCAUUCCCUCUGCUGUCGAAGAACACCUCAAAACCCCCCAAAAUCAAUAUCAGCAGCUGCCUCUCUCCAUCCUCACCCUAGAGCGAAGGCUAGCGGAGCCAGUCAAAGUCCACAAUGAUGACAAAAUACGGAGACAGAAACUCCAAGAGCAGAGACAGAAUGAAAAGAACGAGUCCCCUGAAGGCCAAGGGAACCCAGACUCUGAGUCUAAACCUGGAGUGUCACCUCAGGUCUGUGAUGGACUUGAGCUCAGGGCGGCUUUGGCCAAGCUGUCUGUGGAUUCAGUUCCAACUCUGGCCACCAGAGAGAACUCUGAGAUCAGGAAAGUGAAGACCACAGACCUGCCUCCGCUGGAGCACGUGUUUGCUGAAGGAUUGUACUUCACUCUGACUGAUGUGGUGCUGCUGCCAUGCAUCUAUCAGUACUUGCUUUCCCUUCAAACCCACGCUGUGAGCACUCUACAUCAGCUCCCCCACCUGCUGCGUUGGUACAGACGGGUUCAGGAGGUACCUAGAGUGCUUCAGGCAGCCGAGGCCUGUGGAAUGGUUCUUUCCGUCCCCCGAGUUCUCGCGUCCAGCCUCCCAGGGCCAUCAGCGGAGGACAACCCACGUAGCCUACUGGAGCAAGAAGAAGGCCAGGAGAUGACCGUAGAGCCCCCCUUUGUUGGAGGCCCCAGGCCCACAAUGACUAAACUUAAAGAAAAUGGCAUCGAGGCAGUCUUCGCUCCUCAUCCUUGCCCUGCCUGGACCCUCCCAUGGGACAGCUUACCAGGAGCCAUCAACCCCACUGAAGGGAAAAUGUCAAAUAUCCGUGCAGUCAGGAAGAGACAACAGCUGAAUAACUUGGUUGCCAUGGUUACGGAGCUAGCCAGGCCAGGAUACACCAUUGUGGAUUUCUGCAGUGGAACGGGCCAUGUAGGGAUUGCUUUGGCUCACACACUGCCAGAUUGCCAGAUCAUCCUCAUAGAGAACAAAGAGGAGUCCUUGGUCAGGGCCCAGAGUCGUGGCGCUGAGCUCGGUCUGAAAAACAUCGGCUUCAUUCAAGCCAAUUUGGACUACUUCACCGGACCCUUUCACAUUGGGGUUGCCCUCCAUGCAUGUGGCGUUGCAACAGACAUGGUGAUGGAGCACUGCAUCCAGGCAGGAGCCGCCUUUGUCAUCAGUCCUUGUUGCUACGGCUUCAUCCAAAACGCAAUCAAGUUCACCUUCCCCAAGAGCAAAAGGUUCCAAGAGACUCUGACUUAUAAGGAACACAUGAUCCUCUGUCGCUUCGCAGACCAAACUGCUGUCCAGCUCCCUCCUGAGAGGCGACUCAUAGGUAAACAUUGUAUGGGCCUGGUAGACUUGGACCGCUCGUGGGCAGCAGAGACUCAUGGGUACUCGGUGCAGGUAAUGACUAUGGAGCCUGAAAGCUGUUCGCCAAAGAACAACAUGCUGGUGGGAAGAGCGCAGCAAAAGAGCGGACUGGAAGCUGCUGCUAGCCAACUGGAAGCACCGGCGCAUAAUUAGGACCGCAAGCACCACUGUACAGCAUCUUCAGUGUGUUCAGGGUUUGAUAUAGUACCCAGCCUCUGUGGCUACUGUCGAAUGGUGCUCAGAAUACUGUUUUUAAUCUACCCUCAACAUUUUCUUUUAAUUUGUUUUUUACAAGCCCUUUUGUAUGAAAUGGCCUCGGAAAAUAAAACCGAUGUUUGUUUAUUAUUUCUGGACUAGCAGAAGUCAACUUCUGGAAUAUCUUUCAGACUGAAGCUAAAGGUAACCAUGCAAUGAAUGACUGUGACAAUUAACACAUGGAAGGGUGCUUUCUGAGAACUACUCCUCUUAGUUAAAUGUGCUCAAUUACUAAACACUUAGUUUUAGUAAAAGAGCUCAAGUCUCUCACCAACUGCUACGUUACAUUUGUGUCUUUGCCUAAACUGUGUGAUCAAGCUGUCAGCGUAAACAGAAGCAGCAGGAAUUACACACCCACACUGCAAAUUAAGUACGGCAUACUUACACAUGCUGUUUUUGCAAAUAGUCUGUAUACGGCCUUCUGUGAUAGAACUCAGCAGUCCGCUCCACUCUGUUGCCAGGUAUUAACAGAAGAACGAGAAAUUCAGUGCUGAAAACUCAUCUGCACUUAAAGACAAGAUGGGGAAUCAUCAUUACCUACUUCUCCGUGUGUGUUUGUGGUAGACUACGAGAGAGAGGGGGAUAUUAAAAGAGAGAAAUGGAUCUAAACUCAUAUCACAUCAGUUAAAAUAUAGAAUUUGUCAUGGUUCUAGGGAGAACUGAUUAUUCCUCAUAAAGAAUGAAUGUGAAUAUGGUAUGCAUCCCGUAAUACGUUCAGCAGCAAUGAAUAUUUUAUGACGCUGGCGAAAAGGUCAGUGUGCUUGAUUAGAUGCACACUGUUCGCAGCCUAGUAGCUGAAUAUCAUGCAAUAUGCUCCAUAUUUCCAAUCCUUUAUACUUUAGAUACACUAUAGCCCCCUUAAGCUUCCAUUCCCCUAGGUGAAAGUGGUUAUCUGUUUCUCUGAAAAAUCCCGCGUUGUCAAUUUUGACAGUGUGCUGCGGCUGCUUGAGGAAUCUGGGGAGGUAGCCUAAGAUCCAGUUUUCCUGCUCACACAGAGGGGAUGGACGCGAGCAGUGCGGGCCUUUCCAGCAUCGAGCUCAUCUGAAUUCACCCAGCAGAGUCAAUCUAUCCCGAGAUGAAUUGCCACAGACACAGCUCCUUCCAAGGACUGGAAUUAUUUCAAAAGGAGAUCUUUAUGCUUGUAGCUCUGUGCAAAAGUGCAAAUUACAAAAAUGCAUAUAGGUACAAUAGAGGAGAGAGUAGGUGGCACUACUUAAAGCUUGCAUGAGACAGAUAGGAGAAUUGUGACGUGUGGAGUUGGAUGAUUCAACCCAAACAACUGGGGCUGGAAGGUGAAAACAUUUGUUCAGACAAAAUAAGUGAGACGUCUGAGCUGUUUUGUAUGUCUCUGCUCAGUCUGUUUUUUUAUUUAUUUUUAUAAUUGAUUAGCCUUGUGGAGUCUUUCUAUGAGUACAGCAUAAAGUCAGUGAUGCACUGAGGUAGAUGCAUUCUUUUAUUGUGUAAUUAACAGAAAUCAGUAACAGCUUUAUUGCCAUGUAGGGUUUCACACCAAGGAAUAUCCACUGGUGAAAAAUUGACAUGCCAAGAUGUUUAAUUAGAGACACACUUAUGUAUCCUUUCUAUUAAACCAGUGGGCACUAACAUGUAGGUUUUCAAAAGCAGCUCUGAACUGAGCAAUUUGUUGCAGCAGAAAACCUUUAUUGUUUUACGAACUUCUGUUAAACUUUUAAUUAAAAUUAAUCUCAUCUUGGUGGCCUCCACUUCAUUACACCGGUUGUUUUUAUGGCCGUUUACCUGCAACAUAUAUGGGGUCCCUCGCCGUAUGAAUGUUUCGUUUUGGCGGGGACCUCGUUUAUGUGUUCACAGUUACCAUAACAGGCACCGAUAUAAAGCACAAUACCAGUUAAAAUGGAUACAUGGGGCCUCUUUUAACCAUUUAACCUGCAUUACCACCUUUAUUACUUUAUUGUUUUAUACCAUUGUUUAUAUUAACAAACAACGUUGAGCUUAUAGAAGUUGGGAAUAACAAUACAUUUAAUACACGCAUUUCCUAUUUGGUUGCCUACAGCAGAUCUCGGCUGCUGUUAUUUUGCACACCCUAAUAAUGUUGUUUUCUGAUUCCUGAUGCUUCUCCUACUGUCAUGUUAUAUAUCCCCAAUUUAGCAGUUCCCUGCUUAUGUUCUAUUUUUGAGUUUAUUUACUUUGGUCUGCUGUAAGCAUUGUCUGUUCAGAAUGUAACAUAAUGACUCCCUUCUCCUGUGGGGUUUAUUAAAGGAUGUGUUCACCCAAA